Mytilus californianus (California mussel) is the source of this 5537-nucleotide messenger RNA. Its product is annotated as titin-like. The record is from RefSeq and is a predicted model, not a curated record. The transcript is spliced from 21 exons. The coding region runs from base 88 to 3171 and encodes 1027 amino acids. Lineage: Eukaryota; Metazoa; Mollusca; Bivalvia; Mytilida; Mytilidae.
CGUGACUAGCAACCUUCCAUCGUUUACAAUAUGGAGGACGACAUCAGCCAACUUUAAUAAUUUUUUACAUGUUAGAAUUAAUAAACCAUGGAUAGAGGAAGAAACAAUUUUUUUGAGGCCCUACAUGAGGUGGAAGAGGAGCCUGAAGAUUCAGACGAUGAAAGAAAGAGACAGGGGUCAUCUGAUGAAUCUGAUAGUUCAGAUGAUGAAGAACCUGAUCCAGCAGCGAAGAGACGUGAACCAAACAAAUUUGACAAUCUUUGUGAUGGAGUUCUCAAUGCUAUGGCUUUAGUUCACACAGCAAUGACAGAGUUACUUGAAAUGAAAGAUGAAAUGAUCAAACAUGCAUUACCUCCAACAGUUCUUGUAAAGCUGGCCACAAUAACUGGUAAAGUAUUUAGAAGUGUAAGUGAUGCUAACAUGCCAGUUAAUGAACUUGUUAGACUGGUUAGAGUGUACUCUACACCAUGGGAAGAAAAAAGUGCUGCAUUGAAGAAAUUACAUGAGGACUAUGAGAGUAAUCAGAGACAAUUAAACAUAGCAAUAAAGAGAUUAAAGUUGGUUGAAACACAGUCGAAGCAAAUUGCAAGAGAGAAGAAAAUAAUGAACUGGGAGAAACUUUUCUCUAAAAUAAUGAGUAAUAAAGGCCAUGGAAGACGAUGGAAAUUUCUGAUUGAAUCUAUAAAACAGAAAGCUAAAUUAGGAUUAGAGCAUGUUCAAGAGUACACUAGAGCAUUAGAGGAAAGUUCUGAUGAAGAAGAAGAGGAAGAAGACGAUGAAAUGCCAUUAUCUCUCAAGCCUCAAGAUGAAGCAGAUGAUAGUGAUAAAUUAUCGGAUUUAGAGGAAGAGGGUGAGGACAUUAGUAGUGACAAAGGAAGUGUUGAUAGUGAUCAGAAACUAGGACUAGAGGAUUACGAGAGUGAUACAGAAGGGAGGGAGCAAUCUCCUAAGAAAGUAAGAUUUGCUGAAGAACAGGAAGAAAAGCCACCUGAGCCACCUAAACCAGAAAUGAAAGAAGUGGCAGUGUGGACACACGAACCAGAAUAUGAUCAUUACUUAUAUGUCAGGGUACACACACCAAAAUCUAUCAAACAGGCAGAGCUCAAGUGUAUGAUCACAUUCCAAAAUAAAAUACUAAAAACUGGUAGGCUGGAUGUUGUUGAAGAGGAAAAGCCAGAAACCCCAAAAGAAGAGGAAGUGAAACCUAAGAAAGGUUUGAUUGGGUCUAGAGCUAAACCUGCUGAAGACAAAAAGGCAGUAUUGGAGAAGAAAAUGCAGGAGAUGAGAGGAGAUCUGCCAUCGAUUCAUGAAGAUGUAGUAUUUGAUCUACCUGGUGACCGUCUGCCAACUCCCAAUAAAGAGGAACCAGAUCAAAAUGUCAAGGUCUCUAUUCACUCAGGUCAAAUGGAGGACAUGAUUGCCAUGGCAACCAUUAAUCUGGAGGACAUACAAGUUCUGGAACUCCCAACCAUUCUUCUGCCAGAACCCCACGGAGAUGAUGAUGCCCCCCAUACACCACGUGACAGUGAAGUUGAAUCAAUAUCAGAAGAUAUUGAUCUUAUGUUAGGUGACAAAUCUGCAGAUGGAGUUAAAGACGAAAAGAAAGAAGCUGAUCCAGCAGCUAAAUUUGCAUCCUUUGAUUUCCCUGUUUACCCGCUGAAUCAAACGAGAGGAAAACAUGAACCGUGUGGUUUCAUACCAAUUACGUUUUAUUAUGCCAAAAAAUUCAAACCAAGAACUUUUGUUCGACAAGCAGGUACAAUGCCCUUCAAUGACCUUGUUUUUGAAGUUGCUGGUAUUGACUUGACAACAUGGAAGAGAGAUGAUAUGUUUAGAGAGUUUACUGAUGAGGCAUUGUCUGCCAUUUCUUUUUCACCAGAGAUAAGAACACCAGAACCUCCCAAACCUAAAACUCCUGAGCCCCCUAAACCAAAAACACCAGAACCUCCAAAGCCUCAAACACCCGAAAUUCAAAAGCCUCCUUCACCAGUCAAAUCACCUGUGAGAUCUCCUUCGAAAGAGGAAAUGGUGAAGAAAUCCGAUGUUGAAAAUCUGGUACAUAAACAUCAUGCUGAAUUAGAACUUGUGCAACAAGAAUAUGAAAAGAGAUUGCAGUCAUUGAUGGAAAACUUGCAUGAAAUGCAACAAACUCAGGAACAACAGAAACAACAGUUAGAACAACAACAAAAACAACAGAAGCAACGCCCACCUCUGUUACAUCAGCGACCAGUAUCAUCAGAGAGUAGAAAAUCUGCAGGAAGUACUGGAAGGAAAUCAGCCAAUCAGAACCAAAAUGCUGUUCCUCCUCCUAAAUCACCUGCUAGAUUGUCUCCAAGAGUUCCCUCCCCUGAGAAGAAACAGGAGAGUCCUGUACUUCCUCGUGAACAGCCAGCACCAGUUCAGAAACUUGUUGAAAUAUCAGAUUCUGUUGAUCGUAUUCCACAACAAUCUCAACCUCAUCCACCACCUCCUCAUAGACCUCGUAAAACACUGAAACCAAUAGCUCCCAGACAGACGGUAACCUCAGCUCCAGCUUCACAACAAACAGAGAAACAUAUUGCUACAGGAGUCCCUGAAGAUUUCUUUGAGCGCCUCCAGUUCUUUGAAGAUGAAAGCAAUAAACAUAAGAAGGAGAUGAUGGAAAAAACAACUAAGGCCAUCAGAGAUGAUUUAGAAAAGAAACUGGCUGGUCAGCAUAAACUUAGUAAACAUGAGGAAGAAAUUUAUGAUGCUUUAAAAGAUGUCAGUUUACCAGCGUUAUUUAUGCCAUUUAAAACAGGAACAAUAUUUAAUCCAAGAGCUCAUCAGUAUUUCCACGCUACAGGGUCAACUGAUUUGAGGUUAUCACAACCACCUUCUAUGUUCCAGCUACCACCACUACCUACCAAAAGUAGAAUGUCUGUGGUUAACUUAUUUGAACUGAGUAGAAACUUUUCAAGUCGAGGCCAAGCUUGGUUAAUGGAGAAAUAUAUUCAACAGCAGGAACCAGUUGCAAAUGUGCAUGGAGUUGUCCCCCAUACACCUGUACCAACAAUUACUAAUGCCUCCCGUGGUCAAUCAGCACCGCAACAGGAUAAAGUGUCGUCAGGAAUGAACUCAAACCAAAGUCAAAUUCACAGUUUACGUGAUCCACAUGAAUUAGAUGCAGAAAUGGAAAUGGAAAUGGAAUGAGUCAUGUGACAUUUAUAUUGGAUCAUGUGACUUUAAUAACAAUACAUCAUGUGAUUAUGAUAUUUGUUAGAGGAUAUUUCGAACUGUUUUAAAUUUCUGAAGAGAUAUCAAGUUUUUGAUUCAAACCAGGGUUACAGUGAAUGGUUAAAGAUCAUUUCCUGUUGAAAUUCAUUCUUUUUUUUCUAGUAUUGUUGUAAUUCUAUGCAAUAUGAAAGAUAUUGUGGUACAUAACUGUAUUCCAAUACAGUAUAGUAUAUUAGUUUCUUAUAAGCUUUUUAUGACCCAAUGUAAGUGACAGGGGCGUAAAGUGUUACCCUUGACCGUCCGUCUGUCCCAUUUUCGUUUGUUUGAAGCUUGAGCGAGGGCAUUUGUGUCCUUAUACACAUUCUUGUUUUAUUUCUUAAACAGUUUGAAAAGAAAAAUAAUGGAAAGAAUAAGUCUGUUUGCACAUGCUAGGAUAACCUAAACAUUCCUAAAAAAAAAGAUGCAUUCCAAAAUACAUGUACUGAUACAGUUAAGUUGUUAGCUAUGAUAAAUGUCAUUAAAAAAUAUGUAGGUUUAAGCAUUAUCAGCAAAAGCUUGAAAUUUCUGAAUUGAAUGUAUAUUUUAACUUUGGAUAUAUAAGUAAUCUUGCAGUACUAUUAUUACCUGUGGGGUAUCAAUUUUUGUGGAUUUCGUGAGUAGGGGCCUAUAUGAGAACUACAAAUUAAAAUUUUCAAUAAUAUACCAAAUUUCUAUAGGCUUGUAUGCAGACUUUGACAAAACCAUGAAAUUAAGUAUCCUCAAAAAUGCAUGUUUAAUCCACAAAAAUAAAUUAAUCCACGGUAGAUUUUUUUAAUAUUACCAAUACAAUGAGAACAAUUUAUCUGUUAACCAAUUUUCAAGCAAUUGAUCAGAUCAAUUCAGAUUGUUAAUGAAGUAUAAAGAAAUCGAAAUUAUGAAUGCACAAGAGAAACAGCUUCAUUCAGGUGACUUUUAACUUGGAUUUAUCAAUGUUUUUCAAAACAGGGUCAGUAUUAAAUAAAAGCCUUUUGUAACAAUUGAAGUAACUUGGUCAACAUAUUUAUGAUGUCUGCUGUAAUGCAAAAGUCAUCUCUAUAAAAGCAAUGUUGAAAUUUCAUAUCUGAAAAUGAAUAAAACUUGUUUGGAAGUUUCAUAUUUUUUUAUCAUUUUUCUUCUCUUCAUAUAUUUCUAUUUUCUGAUGUUUUUUAUACUGAAAUUGGAAAUGCAUUUUUGACAAUAUUUUGUUGCUUUAUAUGAGUGCAUUUUUAUUUUAUAACAUAACUGGUGAGCAUGUUUUGUAAGCAAUGACUGUGAUAUUUUUGUUUCUUGUUUUCAUUUUUUGUGCCUAUUAUACAACUUCCGUCCAAUUAAAAACAAUUUGUAUUUAUGGAUUCCAAUUUUUGUACUGCAUAGAAAAAUACUUUAAGGUAAAACUUUGAACUAUAAAGUUUUGAAACCUUAUACUUAGUGCCAGUCUUUGAAAGAAUCAGGCAAUUUAAAAAAAAAUCAAAACAUGGCCGGCAAAAACCACCGACCUAACCAUCCUAUUUUGAAGUUACCCUCAUCCUGAGUUAGAAAUGGUAGGUCUUUCAUUUUCGAGUCUGGUUAUUCGAGAAAUCUCAAGAUAACUUUUGGUUAGAAUGAUAGCAAAUUACGGAGUUAGAUCCCCUUAAUGGUUAAUUUCUAGUGCAUUUCAACCAAAUUAUAUCUUGAAUUACCAGAACAGGAAAAGGAAACGAAUGUUAUAUUCGUGCAUCAUUAUACAUGUUGAACAUAAAUUAAUGUCAACUUGAGUGAGUUUUUGUUUGUCAUGUUUUCAUCACUGCCUGAUUCUUAGACAGAUUGGCACUUAAAUGUAUAAGAUUUAUUUUGCUAAAUAUUGAAAAUCUUUGGCUUGAUUAACCAUUAAAUAUACAAAAUUUGGUCACAAUUUGAUUUCUAGGUGUUUUAAUGUUACGAUCCUAUCAUAUAUUUACAUCCUAAAAUAUUAAGGCCUUACAUAUGUUUGUAUACCAAAAAUAAAAGUUAUUUUACUAUAACAUCGAUGUAAAAUAUGUCCUUCCUUAACACUUCUAAAAUUUUUAUCUUUGUCUAAAAACUUAGAAAUACAGAAAUAUGAUUUACAAAACUAAAUUUGUUUUCCUUUAUUUUAUUUUAAUCAAGAUCCUAAAACUGUGUGUGAAAACCAUGGUUACAGGUAUAGCAUAAUUUAACAAAUCUGUCUGAACAAUUCUAACAUGCUUUAUGUCAAACACAAUAAUAUAUUUUAAAAAAUCAUAUUUUUAUGAUUUAUGUCUAUAAAUUUAAAAAUAUGUACAUGUAUGUGAUGUUAUACUUUUGUUGAAAUACAGAUAAUCUAUAUA